Neofelis nebulosa (Clouded leopard) is the source of this 4934-nucleotide messenger RNA. It is a transcript of the gene ERBB4, whose product is annotated as erb-b2 receptor tyrosine kinase 4. Gene Ontology annotation, biological process: positive regulation of cell population proliferation; protein phosphorylation; multicellular organism development. Gene Ontology annotation, cellular component: basal plasma membrane; signaling receptor complex. Bases 620 to 4591 code for a protein of 1323 amino acids. Gene Ontology annotation, molecular function: epidermal growth factor receptor binding; transmembrane receptor protein tyrosine kinase activity; ATP binding. The record is from RefSeq and is a predicted model, not a curated record. The transcript is spliced from 29 exons. Lineage: Eukaryota; Metazoa; Chordata; Mammalia; Carnivora; Felidae.
UGUGGGGCUGCAGCUGGAGACCGCGGAGCGUUGGAAAUGACGCUCGGAGCUUUAAUUACCGCAGCCGCCGGACAAGUGUGAGGAAAGCUGACAGGAAAAAGGACAGGAUCGGGGGAGAAGCGAGAAGCUACCCCCCCUUCCCCUCCCAAUUUGGACUGGAGGUGCAAGGAAACUGAAAAGGGAGCCGAACAUAGCCCGGCUGGGGGGGGGGGGGAAGCCGGAAACCUACCGCCUCUUUGCAAUCAACUUUUUUUGGAAACCUUUUUCCCCCUUCCUUUUUAUUGUUGACCAACCAGUGAGAGAAAGUCAGGAGGGAGCGAGAAAGCGAAGGCUCAUACAGGGAAAUAGCUGCACAGUCCGGCCCGGAGCACCACGCGCACACACUCGAGCACACUCCCACACAAGCGCGCACCCUCACCCCCUGCUCCGGUCCCCGGCCCUGGACCCGCCGGCGCGGACUCGGGCGCCGGUGCUCGGAGCCGGUGCACCGCGCACGUCGCGCGCCAGUCCCCCUCGCGCCCCGAAGCGCGCCUGGCCGAGGGAUCUCCUCCGCGUGCCCGAAAGGGGAUAUGCCAUUUGGACAUGUAAUGGUCAGCAAGGGAUCUGAGACUUCCAAAAAAUGAAGCUGGCGACAGGACUGUGGGUCUGGGUGAGCCUUCUCCUGGCGGCGGGGACCGUCCAGCCCAACGCUUCUCAGUCAGUGUGUGCAGGAACAGAGAACAAGCUGAGCUCUCUCUCUGACCUGGAGCAGCAGUAUCGAGCCUUGCGCAAAUACUAUGAGAACUGUGAGGUGGUCAUGGGCAACCUGGAGAUAACCAGCAUCGAGCACAACCGGGACCUCUCCUUUCUGCGGUCUAUUCGAGAAGUUACAGGCUACGUGUUAGUGGCUCUUAAUCAGUUUCGCUACCUGCCUCUGGAGAAUUUACGCAUUAUCCGUGGAACAAAACUUUAUGAGGAUCGAUAUGCCUUGGCAGUAUUUUUAAACUACAGAAAAGAUGGGAACUUUGGACUUCAAGAACUUGGACUAAAGAACUUGACAGAAAUCCUUAAUGGUGGAGUCUAUGUAGACCAGAACAAAUUUCUUUGUUACACAGACACAAUUCAUUGGCAAGAUAUUGUUCGGAAUCCGUGGCCUUCCAACUUGACUCUGGUGUCAACAAACGGUAGCUCAGGAUGUGGACGUUGCCAUAAGUCCUGUACUGGCCGAUGCUGGGGACCCACAGAAAAUCAUUGCCAGACCUUGACAAGGACGGUGUGUGCAGAACAGUGUGACGGCAGGUGCUAUGGACCCUACGUCAGUGACUGCUGUCAUAGAGAAUGUGCUGGAGGUUGCUCAGGACCAAAAGACACCGACUGCUUUGCCUGCAUGAAUUUCAAUGACAGUGGAGCGUGUGUUACUCAAUGUCCCCAAACUUUUGUCUACAAUCCAACCACCUUUCAGCUGGAACAUAACUUCAAUGCGAAGUAUACAUAUGGAGCAUUUUGUGUCAAGAAAUGCCCACAUAACUUUGUGGUGGAUUCCAGUUCUUGUGUGCGUGCCUGCCCUAGUUCCAAGAUGGAAGUGGAAGAAAAUGGGAUUAAAAUGUGUAAACCUUGCACUGAUAUUUGCCCAAAAGCUUGUGAUGGCAUUGGCACAGGAUCACUGAUGUCAGCUCAGACCGUGGAUUCCAGUAACAUUGACAAAUUCAUAAACUGCACCAAAAUCAAUGGGAAUUUGAUCUUCCUUGUCACUGGUAUUCAUGGGGACCCUUACAAUGCAAUUGAAGCCAUAGACCCAGAGAAACUGAAUGUCUUUCGGACCGUUCGAGAGAUAACAGGUUUCUUGAACAUACAGUCAUGGCCUCCAAACAUGACUGACUUCAGUGUUUUUUCUAACCUGGUGACCAUUGGUGGAAGAGUACUCUACAGUGGCCUCUCCUUGCUUAUCCUCAAACAACAGGGCAUCACUUCUCUACAAUUCCAGUCCCUGAAGGAAAUCAGUGCAGGAAACAUCUAUAUUACUGACAACAGCAACCUAUGUUAUUAUCAUACCAUUAAUUGGACAACACUCUUCAGCACUAUCAACCAAAGAAUAGUGAUCCGGGACAACAGAAAAGCUGAAAACUGUACUGCUGCAGGAAUGGUGUGCAACCAUCUGUGUUCAAGUGAUGGCUGCUGGGGACCUGGCCCAGACCAAUGCCUGUCCUGCCGUCGCUUCAGCAGAGGAAGGAGCUGCAUAGAGUCUUGUAACCUCUAUGAUGGUGAAUUUCGAGAGUUUGAGAAUGGCUCCAUCUGUGUGGAGUGUGACCCCCAGUGCGAGAAGAUGGAAGACGGCAUCCUCACAUGCCAUGGACCGGGACCUGAUAACUGCACAAAGUGUUCCCAUUUUAAGGAUGGCCCGAACUGUGUGGAAAAAUGUCCAGAUGGCUUGCAGGGGGCAAACAGUUUCAUUUUCAAGUAUGCUGAUCAGGAUCGAGAGUGCCAUCCAUGCCAUCCAAACUGCACCCAAGGGUGCAUAGGCUCACGUAUUGAAGACUGCAUCGGCCUGAUGGAUAGGUGUAGCGGCCCCACUAGUCAUGACUGCAUUUACUAUCCUUGGACGGGCCAUUCCACUUUACCACAACAUGCUAGAACUCCUCUAAUUGCAGCUGGAGUCAUCGGCGGGCUCUUCAUCCUGGUCAUCGUGGGUCUAACAUUUGCAGUUUAUGUAAGAAGGAAGAGUAUCAAAAAGAAAAGAGCCCUGAGAAGAUUUCUGGAAACAGAGUUGGUAGAACCCUUAACUCCCAGUGGCACAGCACCCAAUCAAGCUCAACUGCGUAUUUUAAAAGAAACUGAGCUCAAAAGAGUGAAAGUACUUGGCUCGGGAGCUUUUGGAACAGUGUAUAAAGGUAUUUGGGUACCUGAAGGAGAAACAGUAAAGAUUCCUGUGGCUAUUAAGAUUCUUAAUGAAACAACUGGUCCCAAAGCCAAUGUGGAGUUCAUGGAUGAAGCUUUGAUCAUGGCAAGUAUGGACCAUCCACACUUAGUCCGGUUAUUGGGUGUGUGUCUGAGCCCAACCAUUCAACUGGUUACACAGCUUAUGCCCCAUGGCUGCCUGUUGGAUUAUGUCCAUGAACAUAAGGAUAACAUUGGAUCCCAGCUACUGCUUAACUGGUGUGUCCAAAUAGCUAAGGGAAUGAUGUACCUGGAGGAAAGACGGCUUGUUCAUCGGGAUUUGGCAGCCCGAAAUGUCUUAGUGAAAUCUCCAAACCAUGUGAAAAUCACAGAUUUUGGACUAGCUAGGCUCUUAGAAGGAGAUGAAAAAGAGUAUAAUGCUGAUGGAGGAAAGAUGCCAAUUAAAUGGAUGGCUCUGGAGUGUAUACACUACAGGAAGUUCACCCAUCAGAGUGAUGUUUGGAGUUAUGGAGUUACCAUAUGGGAACUGAUGACCUUUGGAGGAAAACCCUAUGAUGGAAUUCCAACCAGAGAAAUCCCGGAUUUAUUAGAGAAAGGAGAACGUUUGCCCCAGCCUCCUAUCUGCACUAUUGACGUUUACAUGGUCAUGGUCAAAUGCUGGAUGAUUGAUGCAGACAGUAGACCUAAAUUUAAGGAACUGGCUGCUGAAUUUUCGAGGAUGGCUCGAGACCCUCAAAGAUAUCUAGUUAUUCAGGGUGAUGAUCGCAUGAAGCUUCCCAGUCCAAAUGACAGCAAGUUCUUUCAGAAUCUCUUGGAUGAAGAGGACCUGGAAGAUAUGAUGGAUGCUGAGGAAUACCUGGUCCCUCAGGCUUUCAACAUCCCACCUCCCAUCUAUACUUCCAGAGCAAGAAUUGACUCAAAUAGGAGUGAAAUUGGACACAGCCCUCCUCCUGCCUACACCCCCAUGUCAGGAAACCAGUUUGUAUACCGAGACGGGGGAUUUGCUGCAGAGCAAGGAGUGCCUGUGCCGUACAGAGCCACGACCAGCACAAUCCCAGAAGCUCCAGUUGCUCAGGGGGCCACAGCCGAGAUUUUUGAUGACUCCUGCUGCAACGGCACCCUACGCAAGCCAGUGGCACCCCACGUUCCAGAGGAUAGCAGCACCCAGAGGUACAGCGCCGACCCCACGGUGUUUGCCCCAGAACGGAGCCCACGAGGAGAGCUGGAUGAAGAAGGUUACAUGACCCCUAUGCGAGAUAAACCUAAACAAGAAUACCUGAACCCUGUGGAAGAAAACCCUUUUGUUUCUCGGAGAAAAAAUGGAGACCUUCAAGCUUUGGAUAAUCCCGAAUAUCACAAUGCUUCCAACGGUCCACCCAAGGCAGAGGAUGAGUAUGUGAAUGAGCCACUGUACCUCAACACCUUUGCCAACGCGUUGGGAAAUGCCGGGUACCUGAAGAACAAUGUACUGUCUGUGCCAGAAAAGGCCAAGAAAGCAUUCGACAACCCUGACUACUGGAAUCACAGCCUGCCACCCCGGAGCACCCUUCAGCACCCAGACUACCUGCAGGAGUACAGCACAAAAUAUUUUUAUAAACAAAAUGGACGGAUCCGGCCUAUUGUGGCAGAGAAUCCUGAAUACCUCUCUGAGUUCUCGCUGAAGCCAGGCACCGUGCUGCCUCCUCCACCCUACAGACACCGAAACACUGUGGUGUAAGCUCAGCGGUGGCUUUAAGAUAGAGACAAGCCCGCUCCAAUUUCCCUGCCGCCUCUCUUUCUCUUAUGGUCUUCCUUCUAUUCCCAAGGCCAGUAGUUUUGACACUUCCCAGUGGAAGAUAUAGAGAUGCAAUGAUAGUCAUGUGCUCAUCUAACUUGAACAUUAGAAGGAAGAACUGGAAGAGAAAGACAGGAGGAACCACACUGUUUCUUCAUUUCUCUGCAUGGGUUGGUCAGGAGACUGGAACAGCUAGGGAAGGACCAGCAAAUAUAAGGCAAUACUGCCUGCUGUCAAGGUAGUUCUCAACUUUUUCCCUUUUUUGUCUCUUUCUUUUUCUUUCUUU